Chara braunii is the source of this 1902-nucleotide messenger RNA. NCBI's taxonomy places the organism in Eukaryota, Viridiplantae, Streptophyta, Charophyceae, Charales, Characeae. The record is from the annotation of a GenBank genome assembly.
UCGUGUGCGUAGGGCGAGGGGCGGGGGCCUGCGCUUGCCGCGCACACACCCACACGCCCACCCCCCCCCCCACACACAGAGGACCGAGGGAGAUACAUGAGCGGUGUCUGGUUCUCUAGAUUGAUGGUGGAAGCCCCGAAGAGUCGAGCUUUCGGUUUUUCGUCGUCGGAGCAGUGAACAGCUCCGCGCGGAAGAGUAAUGUGCGGAGGCAGGUGUUGAGGUUUACUCUGCUUACGCGCAGCCAGUCAUCAUCAGCGUUGGUGUGUGAGCAGACGGCUGUCUUCGUUCGUUGAGUGGGCAAUCAGCGGCGGGGUGCUAGCCCAACGGCAGAGCGCGGUGUCUUCUGUUGCGCGCCACGUGGCGGAAGCCGGUCGGAGUCUGCGGGGAUGGCUCUCGAAGCGCUCCCCCCGUUUAUUAUAAUUGGCGGGGCCCUCGUGUUGAUGGGGGGGAUCCAGCACACGGUUCACAAGGCCCUUUACGGCAAACCGAAGCAUCCACGCUCCGACGCGUGGGACUAUGCGAUGGAAGAGAGAGACAGUCGGAUUCUGGAGGAGGCGGCAGCGGCGGCCGCCGCAGGGGGCGGGGCGGCUGCAGGCGGGAAAAACUGAUUCUGCGAUUGCGCGGGACGGCGGUGAUUUCCCGCCAAAUUUCGUUUGGGCGUGUUCAUGUUUGGCGGGGGGCCUACGACAUGUGCUGACGUGGAACCGAAAAGGUCUUUGUCGUGUUGUGGGUUAUGCUGCGUAUAAACGAAUGGAUGGAUCUCCUCGCAUCAUGCUGACGUGGACGCACGUGCUCGGGCAUAUAUGCUGACGUGGAUGCUGCUAUCCCCUCGAGACUGUGCGUAGGCGCCGGAGAGCUGCCGGCCUUUGAUAGCGACAGAAGGGGAUUUUGUCUUUUCUGUGAUGCGGCGGGGGUACCCUUGGCACUCGCGCGGACGUGUGGCUGACGUGGCGCUGACGUGUGUGCUGACGUGGCGCUGACGUGGCGCUGACGUGGCGCUGACGUGGCGCUGACGUGGCGCUGACGUGACGCUGACGUGGUGCUGACGUGUGUGCUGACGUGGCAAUAGCAGAGGCGAUGAAAUGGAAAAGGAUAGUGCUGGGUUUCGAAUUGAUUACCCUAAAGCCAUACAUACGGUAGUAUCAAAAUGAGAUUAAAACCAAAAGAAAAAAGAUAAGAAAAGAAAAAAAAAAGAAGGAUGUCAUCAACGACUCAUCAUCACCCACUUCGCAAUCUCUCUGGCUGGUUAAGAAGGGAGGGACAACGUUUUCCUCUGUGGUGCUGUCUUGUGGCCAGCCCUGCUGACGUGUACACAGAUCUGUUGAUUGGAUGAGGGGAUGGUGAGGCGGUUUGCCACGUCAGCAUCCCUGCUGACGCUGCUGACGUGUACACACUGCCUUCGAUUCAAGAUACGACCGAUGGGAGCCAUUGCAUCCUCUGCUCUUUUUUUUUUUUUUUUUUUUUUUUAAUAAUGGUUUUACCCCUAUUUGUUCCUGUUGAUGUGGACCCCCUGCCCCCUCCCCCCUUUGACAUAAAGGCCUCAGCCCCUUGACACGGAUAGCCUCCUCCCCCUUUUACAAUGGACACCCCACCCACCCCCUUGACACGGACACCCCACGCCCUUCUUCAGCCUACGAGCGACUUCAGUCGAUGUAUUUCUGUUUUUUUUUUUUUUUUUUUUUUUUUGCCCUUUCCUCUUUGGGAAUGUUUCAGUCUCAUACGAACGGUGUUCUGUUCGACACGUUCACCCCGUCCGGUUCAGGCUGUGAGCGGCAUGAGUCGCUAUAUUCCUUUUCUCUGAAUGUUUGAAUCCCAUAGGAACGGACAUCUGUCACACUAUUGGUUUGAUUAAUUAACUGAUUGAUUGGAUUGGAUUUGAUUAAAUCAAUAGAUGUACUGAUU